AUGGCAAACAGAUUUUUGUGGAGCAUUUUUCUUCCUGGCUCUCCGCCAAGUUGCUUUUCUUUUCUUUGCCACCUCGGGAUUCUUCUUCACCACCUUGGGACUCUUUGCUACCUUGGGACUCUUCUUCGUGCUACUGGGCGUCGCUUGGGAGAAGCUCUUCUUCCUUGUCCCCUUGGUGUUGGUUAGUGAUUGUUCUUCAACUGCUGGACCGGAGGCUCUCAGUUUUCUGUUCAUCUUCAGCAAGUUAAUGUCUCUCAAGGGGCUCACGUUGCAGUCUUACCAGAGGCCAUUGGGCCCAGAGUUCCAGUUCCAGUGUCUGGAGAGUCCAGCUCAGCUCAGCAAUCUCAUGCCAGCUGGCACUUGUCAGCAGAAGCCGAUGCCUGCCCGUCAGUUCUCUACUCUGAGGUGUUAGAGUGGAAGAAAAAUAAUAUAAAUACUUACACUAGUUUUCAUGAGCUCUGCUUAAUAUUGAGUGAUUUUUUUUUUUAUUUCGUGGUGAUAGGUUUACCUUUCAUUAAACCAGGCCUUAGCCUUUCUGUGGCUUUUUGGCAAAGCCUCAUAUUACCCUCUCCUCUGGUUCAGCAGGACAGUCAAGGUCUACACCUGAGGCUGUUUUCUACAUUUACCUCAACAUAAGAUACCUUGUUAUUGUCAUUCUUCAUCUCCGGAUCCAAAGUAAAAUAAAAUGCCACAGGUUACUUGAUCUUGCAUCUGGAAGAUGAUUAUUUAAAGAAAUUAAACAUUUAAAACUGAAAAUGUAGUUUAGAAAUAUUUUUUAAUGUUUUAAAAAAAUUAUAGGAGACAAUAGUGUUACUAGAUUUAAUAAAAUACAGAAUGCCAAUUAAAUUUGAAUUUCAAAUAAACAUUGACUGCUUAAUUUUGGUAUAACUAUUCCAUGCAAUAUUUGGGACAUAUUUGUUAUAUUACUCAUUGUUUACCUGAAAUUAUAAUUUAAACGGAGAGUCCUGUAUUUUAUCUGGCAACUCUAUCAUAAAAAUAUUUAGGAUAAAUAUAAAGAAAUAAUAUUUUUAAUUUUUACAAAAUAUUUUAAUACAAGUAAUUUAUUUGAUUUUCAUUGUCACCCUGAGGGGUACGUUUUUGCCUUACAGUCUGUGUUACUUUACCUGUGUUUUCUGAAAAGAAUAUCUCUUAUACUGAUAGCCACCACCACCACAUCUUUUCAAGUAUUAACAUACUGAAACUUUACAUUCAUUUCUUGUAGUUUCCGCCUCUUCAUGAUUGUUUCUGAGGUAAUUCACCUCCUGCAUCUCCAUUUGCAAGUCUAGGUUAGUCUUGUUCAAAGUCAACUCAUCCAAGACACUUUGUGGGCCCUUGCUAUCAGCCUCAACACACUGAUAGAGGACAGCUUUACUCUGGUAUCUGAACAGAGCCCUGUUAGAAGAAUCAAUACAGCUUAGAUGGAGGUCUCCUCAUGCAGUGGUAAUAGAACAUCUCACACACUGGAGCUUAUAGAGCACAGCACUGGGGUGUAAAGACAUGGGUUCAAUUUGCAUCUGUGCCAUGUUCAGCCAUCAUUUUGGGCAAAUUACUUCUCUGAACCUUAGUUUUCUCAUCAUAAAAAUGGGAUGUUACAGGUUUUUUUUUUUUUUUUUUUUGAGACCAAGUCUCACUCUUCCACCCAGCUAGAGUACAGUGGCAUGAUCUUGGUUCACUGUAAUCUCUGCCUCCCAGGUUCAACUGAUCCUCCCACCUCAGCCUCCCAAGUAGCUAGGAUUACAAGUGUGCCCCCACCAUGCCUGGCUAAUUUUUGUAUUUUUAAUAGAGAUGGGGUUUUACCAUGUUGGUCAGGCUGGUCUCGAACUCCUGACCCCAAGUGAUCCACCUGCCUUGGCCUCCCAAAGUGUUGGGAUUACAGGCCUGAGCCACCACGCCCAGCUAAAAUGGGAAUAUUGUGAGAAUUAAGUGAGUUAAUGUACAAAAGUACUUCACACAGCAUCAAUGUUCAGUAAAUGGUAGGAAUAACUUUAUUACCGUCAUGAAAGAGUGAAAAUCUCUCCCCUGCUCUUUGACGAGGAAAGGAAGCAAGUUCCUUUUCAAGUACAGGGGAAUGCACCUUUUUUUUUUUUAUAAGGGCUAUGUCUCCCUAGUUAAAAAAAAUUUCAAGUACAGUACGGGGACCUCCUGCAGUUCUAUAAAAACCAAGUCUCUGACCUAUGGAUUGGAGAGUCAUACACCAUACAUGAGAUUUUAUUUUAUUUUAUUUUAUUUUAUUUUUUGAGACGGAGUUUCACUCUUGCUACCCAGGCUGGAGUGCAAUGGCGCGAUCUCGGCUCACUGCAACCUCCAUCUCCUGGGUUCAAGCAAUUCUCCUGCCUCAGCCUCCUGAGUAGCUGGGACUACAGGCGCGCACCACCAUGCCCAGCUAAAUUUUGUAUGUUUAGUAGAGACAGUGUUUCACCUUGUUGACCAGGAUGGUCUCGAUCUCUUGACCUCGUGAUCCACCCGCCUCGGCCUCCCAAAGUGCUGGGAUUAUAGGCAUGAGCCACUGUUCCCGGCCCAUACAUGAUAUUUUAAAUUGCUAGCCUGGGAGUUUUCAGAUUGCUAGCCUAUGGCCACUAUUGUAAUUUAAACAUAAGAUAUUAUUUUAUGUUGAGGUGUUUAAUAUGAAAUAAUGAUAUUGUACAUUUUAUAGUAACAUUGUUUAAAGUGAAUCAGGGAGUGUGUGUGUGUGUGUGUGUGUGUGUGUAUCAGUUCUUCACGUGGUUUCUGACUUACUUGAGCUUGAAGUCAUCCACAGCCUGGAAUUGUGGAUCUAAUGCAGAAUGUUGGCAUUUUCCAAAGUAACAUUUGUUACCUUCGAGGGAGGAAAAGGAACCAUGUAAUUCAACAAAAUAUGUUGGUUGCCAUUAGGUCCAGAUUAUUUACUUCAUGGAUUUCAAUAAUUAAAAAUUUGUCAAUCAUAAUUAUAUUUGUGUUAGGCAUGGUGGCUCAUGCCUGUAGUCCCAGCACUUGGAGAAGCUGAGGAUGGAGGAUCACUUGAGUCCAGGAGUUCGAAAUCAGCCUGAACAACAUAGUGAGACCCCAUUUCUACAGAAAAUAAAUUAGCUGGGAAUGAUGGCACAUAUCUGUAGUCCCAGCUACUUGGGAGGCUGACGUGGGAGGAUUGCUCAAGUCGGGAGGGUGAGGCUGCAGUGAACUAUGAUUGUGCCACUAUACUCGAGCCAGGGCAACAGAGUGAGACCGUGCGUAAAACAAUUAUUUGUAUAAAUAUAAAUUAGAUAAACAGUAAAUUUAAAUUUUUCUGGGACCAUUAUGUAACUUUUGAGCUAAAUAUAUUUUUUAGAGCUUCUGAAACACAGAAGGAUAAAUGUUUCUCUUUCAAAUGAAUGUCAAAAUAUUUCAUGUUAAUUUUUAUGCUUGUUAGACAUUUUUCUCAACAUUAGAUGCAUCAAGUAAUCAGAAAAAAUAUAUGCUGGCCAGGAGAAAGGGUUGUAUUUUCUACAUUUGAGACAACUUACCUGAGUUUUAAGGUACUUGAUAGUGUUGUAAUAUUUGCUACAGUCUCAAGGUUGACCAUCAGUUUUCCCCCCCAAAUCCUCAUGCCAUCUUAUUGAGUGUAAGGUCAGCACUGGCAUUUUCCAGGCAAUGUAAGUUGUCAAGGUAACAGGUCUGGCAUUUGUUUAAAUUCUGUGUGGUUUUCCUCUCAUUACUUGGAAGAAGGCCACCACUAUCAGAGCCACCAGAAUUUCACAGGCCCCUCUUUGGUCCAGCACUCAUGCUACUCCACCCUGAGCCAGGACCCAGCCUACCCUCAACACCAUAAAAGCCACCAGAUGGCCACUACCAUGGCCUCUGUGCUGUCUUCAGCCCCCUACAAUGACAUAGCUUCUCUCUGAGCCUUAACAGACCCACAGCCACAGCGGUCAGUGCCGCUGUGCUGCCACAACCCAGAGGAAAAAAACAUUGUGUGGAGGUAGCAGAGAUUGACGGUUAAAGUUUAGCCCCAAAGUCAGUGCACUCUGGGGGCCGUUGUAAAGCCAGCCUGCCUGUCUGUCUAUCUAUCUAUCUAUCUAUCUAUCUAUCUAUCUAUCUAUCUAUCUAUCUAUCUAUCUAUCAAUCAUUACGUCAUCUUUAAUGAACAAUUUUUUUUGAAGUAUAGGUUUCUUUGGUUAACAAUCUUCUCACCUCUUAGUGAUUGAUGAGCCAUAUAUGCUCAAGUGCUAUUUCAUCAGGGUGUUAGGGACAUAUAAGAAAACUGUGUGAGCAGGAAAAACAGAAAAGACCACCAUUUCAUGACUGUCUUUUGAAUUAUGAUGAGUGACUAUUUUUUGAAACACUGCAGGCAUUCCUCUAAUGGAGAUCCUUUCUCUCAUUCUGACCCUAUAGUCUAAACAUUCUCAUGCUCUUGCUCAGUUUGCAUCUAUUUUUUCAUGAAAACUUCCAAGCUUACCUCAGGCCCCUUUCCAAGGAGUCUGAGUAGUGCACACUGCUGUAGAGUUAAAUAGAUCUUUGAGUCCUCGCUUAUUGUUUCUCAGCUUGGACGAAGUUACUUAUCUUCUGUGAAUCUCAGUUUUUUCAUCUGUACAAAUUACAAAAGAAUUUGGAGUAUUAGUGAGAAACAAGUAAUUGCAUUUGGCACAUACUAGGCUCUCAAUGAAUGCUUGUUCUCUCCCUUCUUCUCUCCCUGGUCCCCACUCUAGCCCAAAGCAGUCUCUAAAACUCAUAGCCCUUAUUAUAUCACACAGUCAUUCAAGAGAUAUUUAUUGAAUGCCCAAUAUGUACCAGGAAGUCUUAUGGGACUAUUACGAGCCCUGGUUUUAUUUGGUUGUCAUACAUGUGUCUUGAUCAAGGUCCCUCCUACACUCAGUGGCUGAGCACUGAGUCUAGAUAUCCGUGCAUACCCUAAACUGGACAGAGAUGCCUUUGUACAAAAUUAAGAAGUUGGCAAAGUUUUCCAUUUGUGUCUAUACCUUCUUCCCUUUUUCUUCUCUAGGUUGAAAUCUCAGUCUGCACUUUGUCUGAAGCCAUGGGCUUUCUUGUGCUUUAACUCAUUUUUUCUGUCUAGGUAAAAGGCAUGAUAUUGUUCAUUUACACUGUAGAAACAUAGUAUUUGCUGUAUGUCUUUCAGGAAACUAGACAUUUGAAUUCUGAGCUUUUCCUUUAAUUAUGAAAUGAAAGUUUGUUCCUUGUGAUAGAAAUUUCAGUUCUUGGUGAGGAGGAGAGAAUUUAUUUUGGGCAGAAAUUUGCUGAAAUUGCACUUUGCCCACUUGAAAGACCGGCCUUAAACAAGUGUGAUUUUGUCUUUUUAGAAUACGUGUGGGGGAGUAGACUGAAGAGAAGGUGCACGUUUCUCUCUUUUACCCCUCCUUACUCUGUACACAGAUGUCUUCCAGCUCCUGUGCCCACGUCUGAGUUCUGUUCCUGGAGUUCCUUCUGAAUUUCUGAAAGUUACCUCUUCUUCAGACUUCUUCCUUCUGUGACUCAUUCCUUUCUCAUCUCCCAGUCUCUCCUAAGAAUCCAAAAUAUCUGCAAGUGGAAGCUCUGUGCCAGCUCAUUCCCUUUGCCAUGAUCUCCAUCUCCUCCACUGCACCCUGUCCUCACAACAAAGAGAUUGUUCUGUCUUCUCUGCAUCAGCCUCCCAUGGCCCUAAAGACCCAUGAUUUUGUUACACUUAGGUGCACAGGAUGGAGAGGAUGACUGUUAUGCAUGAUUAAGGAAUCCCUUAGAGAAUGAGGGGAGAAGAGCAUGGAAAGAUAGUGGAGUCUCAGCUUUCAUCAGGGUUUCAAGAGGAGACACUGAUUAUUGGGAAGUUAGAUUCAGGACAGGUUUCUUUUUAGUAUUGGUGUGUGUAUUUCUAUAGCAGAGAGGAAGAGGAAUUAAACUUGGCAUGUAUCAGGAAAAUCUGCCAACAAGAACAUGAAUACAGGUACUUGAGAACUAAUAAAAUGAGAAAAGAGAAACUAGAUAUUACAAACAUGUAGUAGCAAUAAUCUAAUUCAACUACAUGUAUUGAGUGCUGACCCUAUAAAGCUGUUUUCCCUUCCAUAUCCUCUUUCCACCUUUCUCCAUUCUGCUCUCGGCACCAGGAAGAUAACCUUGCCCUCUGGCUUUCAUUAUGUUUGCCCAGUGGGGACCCCAGUGGAGAGAGGGAGAAGAAUGAGUUUGGGGGAUUUAUUCCCCUCGCCACCUCUGCAGCUUGGUUGGAUCCUUUUAUUGAACACCACAGCUUCUGUUGAGAUGGCCCUUUCUGUGACUUUACCUUUCUAGUUACCUUUCCUUGUUCUUUAGGCAUGGGGGUGACACUAGCUACCCGAUGGUUUUCCUACACCAAACCCACACCUUUAUCAAUAGUUCUUUUCUUAAAUUUGCCUUGAUGUAUCCUAAUUUGAGUGUGCCAGUUGUUUCCUGCAUGGACCCUACUGUAUGAUAGGUCUUGUAUAGAGUCUUUACUCUAAAGGAGGUUAAUAGGAAAAUGAAUAAUUGCAACACUAUGAAAUAAGGGUUAAUACUUGCUUAUCAAAGUGUAGGAUCCAGACCACACAUUAUUCACAUUUCUUUCUUAAGACUUAGCAUAGUGCCAAGUACAGAGCAGGUGCCUACCAAUGUGGAAAGGUAGAGGUGUGCAUACUGGGUGGGGACAAAUGAAGGAUAGAGUUGAGAAACUGUUCCAGGAAGGCCCAGGUGGCUUCAUAGUUUAAUUACGUUGGUUAGAAACAGAUUGUUUGCACUAAACAAGAAGAGAAUUUACUAGAAGGAUAUCAUUGGCUUCUAGAAUCAAUGGAAGGUAGGAUAUAAGAAUUGGAGGACAAGGAGAAGCUGAGGUGCUUUGGAGGGCUAGUUUACACAAACCACAGCAAAAUUCACACAAUUGCUAUGAUCUCCAGUGUGUGUUCUCACACAUUGGUCUCUUGUUCAAAUUUCAGUGUCCCGAUUGGCUAAGUCUAAGUGGUGGGAGGGGCUGCUAUCUCCUCCUCCUACUGCACACACUAGGACUGCACACCCCCUUUCAGGGGCCUCUCCUGAAGGGACAGCAGCUACUUUCUACUUCAUAUGGUUUUUAUUACUUAGUUGAGAUGCUAACGUGUUCAUGACCUUGGGCAAAUGGUUUAAUACAGAUAUAUGUGUAUCUUAAUAGUUUAGAUGAAAAGAACUGAUUUCUGAGACAACUCUCGAGAAUCUUUUUUUCUUUCAUGAUCAAGUAAUGUUAAUUUUAUGCCCUACAUAUUGCAUCUUGUGCUGAUCCCAAAUCUUUAAUGGUUUAAAAUGUGGGUCUAGCCCGGGCGCAAUGGCUCAUACCUAUAAUCCCAGCACUUUGGGAGGCUGAGGCAGGUGUAUCACUUGAGGUCAGGAGUUCAAGACCAGCUUGGUAAACAUGGUGAAACCCCAUCUCUACUAAAAAUACAAAAAAUUAGCUGGGGGUGGUGGCGGACGCCUGUAAUCCCAGCUACUUGGGUGGCUGAGGCAAGAGAAUUGCUUGAACCUGGGAGAUGGAGGUUGCAGUGAGCCGAGAUUGCACCAUUGCACUCCAGCCUGGGUGACAGAGCAAGACUCUGUCUCAAAAAAAAAAAAAAAAGCUGGGUCUAUAGAAUCUUCACAUUUUAGAGCUGGAAAGGAUCAUGGAGAUAAUUUCCAAUGCCUUAUUCUAAAGAAGAGUAAAUGAAAUUUAAAAACGGUGGAUGUGACUUGUCUAAGACCACUUCUUUAACCAAGGAGUGGAAUUGUUUCUGUUUGAUGUAGUCCUUGUGAGUGUGUUGGUGUUUAGGCUGUGUCAGCAGUAGAGUGAGGCCAGUAGACUACGACCCUCAAGUCAGCAUGGCAAUUGCCUUUUGGCCUAAUUGAUGUCAGACAUGUUGAUGCCCUCAGAAGAGAUUUGUCCCUGAAGGUCCCUCCUUUCUUUAUCCCUUCUGGGAAAGGAUAUGGGGAUUUCUAUCAUAGGAAAAGGAAAAGUGGCUGGAAAAGGAUAUCACCUUCUUUCUGUAACCACAUUACUCUCUAUGUGCUGUUAUUAUUCUAAUUAUCACAUUUACCUUCAGGAAGUUCCACAAAUCAUGCGCAACAUAACACUCCCACCCAGAGAUUCAGAAUUCAUUCCCUCCUUUGCCAAGCACCACUGCAAAUAAAUCAAAUAAAUUGUUACUAUUGGGAAUAUUUUGUGUCCUUGAGCUGCUUUAGGAAAAAAACAUAUUGAGAACCACUGAUAAGAAACUCCAUAUUGCAAUCUUCAGAUUGCUUUUGAGUGGGGGAAAGACUUGAGAAAAGCAUUGCUUCAGAAAGAUUAGCCUGUUGGAAGUAUUCCAAUUGGUUUGAGAGAGACUGGGAGCAAGGGAACCAGUUAGGAGAAUGUUAGUGUCUAGAUAUGCCAUCAUGGACACAGAAAAAAAGAAGCCAAUUGAAAGAGUGAUAAUGAUUAUUUGAUUAUUGAUUGGUUAUUGUGGUGGUCAAGACCAAGAAAGUGGCAGAAUAGGAAAGCCAGAAGAGUGGUUUACAAGUGCAGAUACGGAAUUGGAAAUGAUGGUCGUACUUUCUCAUGGUCAGCCUUUUGCUUUCUUUAACAUGUGUUGGCGCAGGCUUCACAGGCAGACAACACUCCUAGAUGUAUAUUGCUAGCUGUUUAGAAACUUUCUUCCAGUCCUCUCAGAAAACCUGUUCACUGCUGCAGGUAAGGUAGGAGGAACGAGAAUAUCUCAGGUGGGAUCAGGUAAUAAGCUAAGAGGAUAUCUAGUUCUCUGUGGCAGCCUUAUCUAUUGGAAUUACAGAAACCAGCUCACCUCUCUUCUCCUUGUCUCCUCAUUAGAUGAAAGGAAAGAUUAUGGGAGCAGUGGGUGGGAAGAGUAGUUAAAUUGCAGGGGUUAACAGAGUUAAGUAACAAUGAUGAUGAGCUCUUCCCCUGAAGAGCCAAGCCUGAGUGCCAAGGUGGGGCUGCUUUUGCUCAGUGUGAUAGAGGGUGUUUCCCCGGUCUCUGGGGAAGGAGUAGAAGAACCAGUACCUGCUGAGGUUUCCAUCCUUGCAUCUAGAUCUUUGUUUUGCUGCCCUCUCCCUCUCUGCCAUACCACUCUCCCACCUGCCGCCAGCUAUCCUGUGUUCUGAAGUUGCUGCCUGGUACCCCAAAGCCACAUGCCAGUUUCGUUUGUCCUCCUUUGACUUGCUCCAUUUCUCUGUUUUUUCCACUUUCCCUACUGAGGCUUCUCAGCCUGCCGUGGGAAUAGGUAUUAGGAAGAUAACCAUCUGGUGAGUCUAAUUCAGUCUAAGGUGUGACUUACUGACUGCCAAAGGUGGGUAGGGUUGGAGAGGCAUUCACUGAAGCUAUUUACAUUAAAAAAAACAAAAGUGUCAGUGCAGUGGUUAAGAAUGGGAAGAUAGUUAUAGAUAUAGUGGCAUUUGACUUGGCUGUUUGCAGGUUGAUGAUGGAGGGCCUCUGAGAUGGCAGGAGGUUUCUAGUUUUGAACUUUGGGGAAUGCUGUUGACUGAUACGUAAAUGCAAAGGAGGAGAAUUGUUUGUAGGAAAGGUAACACAUCUAAGUGGAAUACUUAGAUAAUAAUCCAAACGGAAUCUCAGGCACUGUGGUGGUACAGAUUUGGAAGAAAAGAUUUUUCUGUAUUCUUCCAAUUAAUACCACUCGAUUGUAAAAUUAACUGUAGCAAGAAAGGCACCUUGUCUUUAGGCCUCUUUUCCUCACCUUCUGAAGGGAAGGGGCAGUAUCUUGGCUCUGAUUGUCCCAUUUGUUUUUUUGGUACAAUUCACUGAAUAUGUAUUAUAUGUCAUAUAUUUUACUGGGGUUCUGAGGAUAGGUAAGAUGUGGUCCUUACAUUCAAGGAAGUCCUAUCUUUUGGGUCAAAGGGUAGGAGACAAGGCACAGAUAAUUACAAAAUGGGAUGAAGAGUUUGAAAAUACAGAUUUAUCUAACGUAGAAGAAGCACCAAGAAAGAGAAAUAAGUUUCUGGAGGACUUAAUGAGAUGUCUUUUGAAUGAUGUCUUAAAGAAUGGCUUAGAAUUCAUCGUAUGGGGGAAAUAAAAACCUCUAGGCCAAGGGACCAGCACGCAUAAAGGAGACAUAAACACGCACGGCAUAUUUGAAGAACUGUGAAAAGCUUGGUUUGGCUGGUACAUCAAGUUUAUGCGAGUGAGUGCCAAGAAAUCAGACUGGAAAAUAGGUUUGGACCACAAGAGAAAAGAUCUUUAAUGCCAUUCUAAGGAAUUUGGACUUGAUCCCUUAGUCAUGGAGUGGAGCAUUGAAAGCUGCUACAUAGGUGAGGAGCAUGACCUUAAUUUUUAGAAAGACAACUUUGUUGACAGUGCCCUAGAUGGAUUGGAGGGAAACUGGAUGAAGGGAGAUGAGAUGGGGGAAUUUGCAAGAGUUUGGGGAGGGGAAGAAACAAUGAAAAUUUCACAAAAGUUUCAGUGCAGUAGUAAGAAUGGGAAGAUAGUUAUAGAUAUGGUGCCAUUUGACUUGGCUGUUUGCAGGUUGACGAUGGAGAGCGUCUGAGAUGACAAGAGGUUUCUAGUUUUGAACUUCAGGGAAUGCUGUUGACUGAUAUGUGAAUGCAAGUGGGGAGCAGUGUUUGUAGGAAAGAUAACAAAUUUAGAGAAAGGAUGAUUGAAACUGAGGUACCUCUCAACAUUCAGGUGAAGUUAUUCCAUAGGCAGCUGCAGUGUGGGUCUGAGAUUAGGAGAGAAAUUCUGACAGAAAUAAUGCCAGUCUGGAUAAAUAGACAAAUUAUCAGGAUAGAAUUGUCUAGAUCACUAAUGCAUUCACUGCGAUGGCUUCAACCAGAACACAAUUUGCAAAGGACAUUAGAGGUCAUUACCAGGAUUCACAUUUCUUGCAUUGCCUAUUACAGGGUGUACGGUAAAUUACUUAAUCUCUUUUAAUCUUCUUCAUGAAGAUUAAAUAAUCUUCCUGAGAUUAUUUAAUGUGAGAAAUAAUAUCCAAUUCAUAAAUUUGAGUCUACCAAUUUAGAUAACACAUACAAAGUGUCUUCUCAUAGUGGGUACUCACAGAUGUCUGUCCUUUCUUGCUUCUCUUGUUAAAUAUCAAACACCAAACAGAACCCCUUAUCAGAUGUCUCCAGUCUCUACUGGAAUAUUUAAUAGUGACAAGAAACUCAUUGUCUUACAAAGCACUCUACGUACCUUUUUUCCUUUUUCUUUUUCUUUCUUUCUUUCUUUUUUUUUUUUUGAGAUGGAAUCUCCCUCUGUCGCCCAGGGUGGAGUGCAUUAGCUCAAUCUCAUCUCACUGCAAACUCCAUCUCCCAGGUUCAAACGAUUCUGCCUCAGCCUCCCAAGUAGUUGAGACUACAGGCAUGCACCACCAUGCCCAGCUAAUUUUUUGUAUUUUGUAGAGACGGGGUUUCACCAUGUUGGCCAGGAUUGUCUUGAUUUCCUAACGUCGUGAUCCACCUGCCUUGGCCUCCCAAAGUGCUGGGAAUACAGGUGUGAGCCACUGCGCCUGGCCACCACUCCACGUAUCUUUUAAGUGCUCUAAUUAUUUAAAAAAAAGUUUAUCUUUCUAUUUAACUGAAAUCUGCGACACAGAACAUCGCUUUGCUGAUGGGGAAUCUUUUAGGUAUUUGGCAAGAUUACUCUGCCUUUCCACGUCUUUCGU
Callithrix jacchus (white-tufted-ear marmoset) is the source of this 11564-nucleotide messenger RNA. Lineage: Eukaryota; Metazoa; Chordata; Mammalia; Primates; Cebidae. The record is from RefSeq and is a predicted model, not a curated record.